UAGUAUACAAACGGAUAACGUCGGGUGUGUAUCGUAAAAACGCCGCGCGUCGUUUCAGUACCGCAUUGUCAAUUCGUCAGAACACAUAGUUUCUUGGAUAGAUAUAAUUCAAAAUACCUUGCGAUAAGUUCUAUCAACAUUACUAAAAAUAAACAAAAAAAAAAAAUUAAUUCAACAAGUAAUUUAAAAAGUUUAAAUUUAAAAAACUGAUAGUAUUUUUUUUUUUAUUCAAUUUAAAUUGUGACUUGUUUUUUAUUUAUUCAUUAAGUUGAAUUUCAAUCAACUCAACAAACUGAUAAACAUCAAAGGAACCACAAAAGAACCCCCAUAAUGGCCACUGAAUUUUUUUUUUUUUUUAUAACAACUCUUUUUCUAGGGUGAAACAAAAAGAAUAAUAUUUAAUUUAAACGUAUAUUGUCUACUUGUCAUGUCUGUCAUAAGUGUCAGAAACACAAGUUAAAAAAAAAUAUAUAUCUAAUAAAUUUUAAAACUUUAUUAUGUUUUUAAAACAAUAAUAAUAUAAAAGUAAAUUUUUUUUUUUAUUAUAUUUAUGAUUGUAUAAAAUAUUGUUGACCUAAAUUGUCUUGAAUUGAAGUGAGUGAUAACAAGGAUUUAACUGGUCUGAGAAGAGGAUUUAAAAAUAAAAGAAAAAUAUAUAUGGCUUCGAUUCCAUUUGACCUCAACGAAAAUUUAAACAAGUUGACAGUCUACUAGUUAAAUAUAUUUUCAAGUAAAUAUAAAGAAAAAAAAUAAAAUAAUAAUGAUAAAAAUAUUUUGAUUGGGAAAAAUUAGUGAAAAGUUUCAAGUAUACGAAAAAAAAAAAAAAAAAUCCAACAAAACGUCAUUUAUAAUUUGAUUAUUAAUCUGGGCUUUCUCUUCAAGAAGCUUCUAUUGAAUUUGCUGUAAGACACCAAGUCAAAAAAAAAAAAAUCAAGUUUUUAUAUAAAUAAUGAGAAGAAAAAAAAAUUAAAUGAAUUUAUAUAUAUUAUUAUUUUUAUAUUUUUAAAGUAUAUUUUAAUUAAAAAAAUUAAUGUUAACUUGAAAGAAAAUUUUUUGUUUGAGAAUAUAUAUGAAUUGAUAACUUGGUGAUUAAAAUGACAGACUACGAGAGAAUACGAUUAGUGGUACUUGGUGGUCCUGGAGUUGGUAAAAGUGCUAUAAUUAGGAGACUUCUUGGACAAGGUUUUACUGAUAGAUAUAGACCAACUGUUGAAGAUCUUUAUUCCCGAGAAUGUAUUCUUGGUACAUUGACACUCAAAGUCGAUCUACUAGAUACUGCAGGUGACCUUCAAUUUCCAGCGAUGCGACGACUUAGUAUUGCAACUGCGCAUGCAUUUUUACUUGUUUAUGCAACAACAUCAUUAUCAAGUUUUGAAUGUGUUAAAAGAUGUUUCGAGGAAGUACGUGAACAACGUCCUGAUUUUCAGGAAGUACCGAUAGUUUUUGCUGGUAAUAAAUUGGAUUUAACACCAGCUCGAAGAGAAAUACCAAUAGCCGAUGUUAGUGAAUGGUUAUUUUGUGAAUUACCAAAAAUGAGAACAAAAGUUAUGGAAUGUUCAGCAAAAGAUGAUUACAAUAUUAAAGAAUUAUUUCGUUGUUUUGUAACAUUAUCAAAAAUAAUACCUAAAAAUCCAACUGAUUCUGAUGAAUCAGUAUUGAGAAGAAGAUGUUCAGCAUAUGGUUCACGCAGAUCUGGUAGUCCUAGUGGUAGAACAGGAAGUGCUGGACCAGGUACACAACAAGUACUUGCUGCACAGGGUACAAGUGUUGUGACAGUUGCUGAAGAAGUUAAAAGUAAACCUCGUAGUCGAAGUCUUAUCAGACGUGCUUCGAGAAAAACAAAACAACAAAUACGUGACUCACAUGCUGAUGAUUGCAACAUUUCAUAAGUACACUUUAUUUUACAGUAAUAAAUAACAAAAAGAAAAUGAAUUUAAAAAUAAAAUACUUGAGAUGCGAAUGCUGAAUGUUAAAUGAUAAAUAUAGUAAUAAAAUAAAUAAAAUAUUUAAUAUAGAAAGUAAUGAUAAUAACAGAAAAUUAAAAUACAUAUAGUUUAUAAAUAAAAAGACCAGUAAAAAAUAUAAAAUGCCAAAGCAUAUAUAUAAAAAAUAUUAAUAAAAAAAAAAAGGUUGAAUAGAAAAAACAGGAGGAUGAUAAAUGUCUCAGGUUUUGUUGUUAUAUUAUAUUUUGUUUUUUUUUUUAUAUGGAAAACUAAGCCACGCAAUUUCGACAAGUGACCAUAAUGGUCAGUGAAUCACAAGGAUCAUAAUGCGAAUAAAAUAUUUGUACAUGUGUGUGUGUGUUUUAUAAGUGGAAAUAUCGAGAGGGUCGAGUGUAAUACUCAAAGCUGAAGGUUGAAAGAAAGAAAAUAAUAAUAAUGAAAAUAAAAAAAAAACGUAAUAAGUAUGAUAUAAGUCUUGAGGUGAGUAAAAAAGUGGGGAAAUAAAAAAAAAAUGUAAGCCAGAGUCGAGUGAGAAAAGGGUAAAUAAAAAUCUAAAAAAAAUAUAUAAAAAAAAAAUUAAAAAAAAAUCUUGAGAGAUAAAAAUGAAAGAGUAGUAAAAAAAUAGAAAAAAAAAAAAAAAAAAA
This is a messenger RNA of Aphidius gifuensis, 2587 nucleotides long. Its product is annotated as GTP-binding protein Di-Ras2. The transcript has 5 exons. The record is from RefSeq and is a predicted model, not a curated record. Gene Ontology annotation, molecular function: GTPase activity; GTP binding. NCBI's taxonomy places the organism in Eukaryota, Metazoa, Arthropoda, Insecta, Hymenoptera, Braconidae. Bases 1095 to 1889 code for a protein of 264 amino acids.